UUACAUUGAAUGAAUCAGUCAUUCUCGCAACAUGAACCGCGGCGGACGUACGCGCGGGAAACAGUGUAGUCGCACGUAAACUUAUUUAACUUUCACUUAUGUUGUAACUUGUAAACAUUGUCCAAGGCUCUUUAAUAAAAUUUAAGAUACAAAUUCAUAAAAUCAUUCCAAUCAAAUUCACAAAGUGAAUGAAUAUAAAACAGGAAUCAGUGCAGUUUAAAGUGAAGAGACUGUGACAGUGAAAAUAGUUGUUCCAUUUUAUUACCAGUGUUUAUCAAUCAGUUUUCAUACUGGACUCUUCUAAAUUUAACCGGGAGUUUACCUUAAACAAUGGGUAAAGAUUAUGGAGAGCCGAUAAGAUACGACCCCGACUUCAACGGACCUAUUCACAAUCGUUCCUGCACUGACAUCAUCUGGCUAAUCAUCUUCAUCCUAUUCCUAGGAGGAUGGGGUUACGUCGGCUAUUACAGCAUAAAACACGGCAACGUCGAGAACUUAUUAGCGCCAAUAGACACCGAAGGUCGACGGUGUGGGCUCGACGCUGGCCUUGAGAAUCGCAGGAACCUACUGUUCUUCAACAUUGUGAAGUGUCUGGCACCGGGGACACCUAUUACGGGAUGUGCGACGAGACAGGUCUGCGUUUCACAAUGUCCCUCCGAAACAAUUUUGUUCGAGAAAGACAUAAAGACCAAUCCUUCGUCAUUCAACACACUGAGAUCCAAAAUGGUGUGUACAUAUGACAUAGACGUCCAGACUCUUACUGCUGACAAAGCUCUGGAAUACAUAGAACAGGACAAAUGCGCCAGUUUCAUAAUACCGAGUCAACCAGUUCUGUUCCGCUGCAUCGGCGACCUAUCACCGCUGCAGUGCAAAGACACGACGGGCAAAAGCAAAUGGACAGGGAAUAGCGACACGUGCGUUCGCAAUCCAGAGGAGGCCCGAAAGUCCCUGCUCAAUCAGGCCACGGCCCUCGACUCGUACAUCGGCUGGAUCGCGGCCAGCUGGGUGACCUUCUUUACGAGGGACGAACGAGAGACCCAUGUACUAUCAGCACAGAUCGUGCAGGAUCUAGUGCAGUCGCGAUGGUUCAUGGCCGGGGCUCUGGUGGCCGUGGUGAUAGUCUGCUUCAUCUACAUCCUGCUGCUGCGGUACGUCAUCACACCCGUGGUGUGGAGCAGCAUCGCUGGACUGUUCGCUUUACUUGGAUUUUGUAUAUAUAUGUCGUAUAAACAGUACGAGCACUUCAAAGCGAAUCCGGUGGGCCUGUACCAAACGACCAACUUGAAGGGCUACGUUCAGUCCAUAUUUUCGAAGCACGAGACAUGGAUGGUCAUUCUUAUCGCUCUUGCGGUAUUCUUUGUUAUUCUGUUGCUGGUUAUUGUGUUUCUCAGAAGCCGCAUUACUAUUGCAAUUGCUUUGAUAAGGGAAGGAAGCAAAGCUGUGACCUCCAUCAAGUCAACAGUUAUUUUUCCAAUAUUUCCCUGGUUACUGCAAUGUGCUGUUAUCGCCUAUGGUGUACUAGUACUUAUGUACUUGUUGUCUAUUGGAGAUUCUACAUUUCGAAUUGUGAAUAUCAGAAACGAUACCAGUUGCACCUGUAAUGGCGUUUACACAGAGGAAGGGCAGUCGUGUAAUCCAGCCACAUUCAUCGAGAAGUGUCACGACACAAGCAACACAUUGAAGCCGUGUAGUUUAGCGACUUGUCAUUUUACCGGCAUCGAGAACCCUACAUCCGUGAAUUUGAUGCUUUUCGUCAACUUACUGGGAUUUUUCUGGCUGAUGUUCUUCAUCAGUGGUGUGGCGGACAUGAUGCUGGCCAGCACCUUCUCCACGUGGUACUGGACCUUCCGCAAGAAAGACCUCCCCUUCUUCACACUCACCUCAGGGAUCUAUAGGACGGUUAGGUAUCACCUCGGCACAGUCGCUUUUGGAGCGCUCAUCAUAGCAAUAGUGCGCGUCAUCCGAGUAAUAUUGGAGUACAUAGAUAGAAAAGUGAAGAAAUUCGACAACCCAUUUACCAGGGCCAUCAUGUGCUGCUGCAAAUGCUUCUUCUGGUGCUUGGAGAGUUUCCUCAAGUUUAUAAACAAGAAUGCUUACAUAAUGUGCGCUAUUCAUGGCAAGAACUUCUGUAGGAGUGCCAGCGAUGCGUUUUCAUUGCUCAUGAGAAACAUUGUGAGGGUCGUCGUACUAGAUAAGGUUGCAGAUUUCCUGUUCUUCCUGUCGAAACUGUUAAUAUCUAUCGGGGUGGGAGUGGCUGUGUACUAUCUCCUACAGUGGAACUACGUCUACGAGAUAACGGAGGGCCAACGGCUACAUUACAACUACGUGCCAGCCAUCAUCCUCGGUAUCGCCACGUACCUCAUAUGCACGAUAUUCUUCAACGUCUACUCCAUGGCGGUCGAUACAUUGUUCCUAUGCUUCCUUGAGGACUGCGAGAGGAACGAUGGAUCACCGGAAAAACCAUAUUUCAUGUCCAAAAAUCUAAUGAAAAUAUUGGGCAAGAGAAAUUCGAAACCCAUAGCGCAUAGUAAAUAAUAGACCACACUCUACACUGUGCCAAGCAAGACUUCAAGUCAAUUUGCCAAAAUAUUUUACUAAACUAGCUUUAAGGGCUCAAUUUUUAUAAAUAUUUACUAAAUUAUUUGAUAAAUGUUUUAACACAAAAUACAGUAUUUUAGA
Molecule: messenger RNA, 2679 nt
Organism: Aricia agestis (brown argus)
Lineage: Eukaryota; Metazoa; Arthropoda; Insecta; Lepidoptera; Lycaenidae
Gene: Ctl2
Product: choline transporter-like 2
Exons: 13
Coding region: 331-2535 (734 amino acids)
Biological process (GO): transmembrane transport
Cellular component (GO): membrane
Molecular function (GO): transmembrane transporter activity
Source: RefSeq, a predicted model, not a curated record